GCUUGUCAACCCUGAACAACAACCCUAUUUUGGAGUGUGUCAAUUUUUACUUGCAAUACUAUUUAUAUGCGGUUUUUAUGUAAAUAAGCCAAAGUUAAUGUAGUCAAAAAAUCACACUCACUCUCGAGCGCAACAACUGUGUUUUGGCAUUUUCGUUUAAAACAAAAGAGAGUAAACUACUCGACAAGCAGGCCAAUCAAAAACGAAUUUGUUUAGAAUAGGGAAGUUAAGCAGACGACAAACGAACGAACAUUUCUCAAACAUAGUUUGACCACCGAUUAGAAAACAACACAAAAGGUUCUACAAUGGAGGCCCCACCAAUAUUCAACAGCGUUGAAGAUGAGUGCAGAUAUUGGAAAGAGCGCUCAAAACAGUAUCACAAAGAGUGGACAGAUGUGAAACAGGAGUACGAUGAAUAUGUCGAACAGUCACGAGAAAUGGAAGCCGAAAUGGACGCAACUCUGGAGCAAAAACAGAGUAUAAUCAAAGAUCUCAGAGCAAAGCUAAACACAUUAGAGAAAGAAAACGAUUCACUGAAGCUUAAGCUGGACUCACAUGGCAUUGAGAUGUCAAAUCAGGAAAAACAGCUAGAGCAAGUGAGAAAGGAGCGCGACACCAUGAAGGAUUAUCUGCGACAGCUAGAACAGAAAAACGACGAUCUAGAGCGGGCACAUCGCAUACUCAAUGAGAGCAUAGUCGACUUUGAAAAGAUGUUGGACAAAGCCUAUGAAAAAAAUGCGCUACUUGAGAUGGAGGUCGAUGAAAAGGAAGUGCUACAGGAGAAACUACAACGACUGAUGGAUGAGACGCGGGAUCUCAAACAGGAGUUGAAUGUCAAGUCACGUUAUACGCCUGGCAAUGGUACUACCACAGCUCCUGCCAGCGGCAAUAGUUCCAUGAAUUCCUCAACAUCGCUGCCCAAUGGCAUUGUGACCAAUGGCGACAUGCUGCUGCAACAUGACAAUGCCACAGCAAAGGCUAACAGCAUUAGCGUUAAUGCGCUCAAUGGCAGUUUAGUUAAUAGAAACGAAUAUAAUCAACAUUCGCUUAAAAAUCCCGAGAACCUUAUCAAUGGCAAUGCUAUGAAUGCCAGCUCCCGCACCACGGCACUAAACAUUGUGGCCGAUAUGUUAAGAAAACUGAACACCAUGGAAACGAAGUUGAAGUCUUAUCGCGAACAUGCGCCGCCUAUACAACCACGCCAAUGACAAGCAGCUCCACUGCUAGCUGGGAUUGCAUCUGGACAUGGCUGUCAACUGUCCCUGGAGGCGGAUUAGCAGACAUGCGGCAUCUGAACAAAACAAACAGCAGACAGCAAACAAAAAGAAAACAAAUCAGUUGCAGUUUUUUUCUUUCUUAAUUUAGUUAGCUAUUAGUUUUACAAACCUUUACCCGGCUGCCCAACGUUUUAUUUAUUUUCAUUUAAAUGACUUGUAAAAAUUAAUUAUAUUACUUAAUGAACGCCCACACACAUUAUAAGCACACAAUUGCCUUAUUAACUGAUUAUAUAUGUAUGUAUGCUGAAUAAUGUAAUAGAUUAAGAUUUAUGUUUAAGUGCAAAACAAACUAAUUUGGCAGCAGCAACAUUUCUUGAAUUGUAUGUACAUGUAUAUUUAAAGGAGUUAUGGAUAUACGAGUCUAUGUAGUAGAUAUACAUACAUAUGUAUUAUUAAAUCUUGUGUUUGAUUGCAAUUUGACAGAAAUUUCGCUUAAAAACAUGUAGCAUACAUUUUGGUGUUGCUUUCAUUAUUAAUUUCUAUUAAAUUUAUUAAGUUUUUGUGAAAUUGUUGCAAUGUUGCAAGCAAGCACUAGAUUUAUAAGCAA
This is a messenger RNA of Drosophila busckii, 1824 nucleotides long. It is a transcript of the gene nudE, whose product is annotated as nuclear distribution protein nudE homolog. Gene Ontology annotation, molecular function: microtubule binding. Gene Ontology annotation, biological process: centrosome localization; microtubule nucleation; establishment of mitotic spindle orientation. Bases 306 to 1208 code for a protein of 300 amino acids. The transcript is spliced from 6 exons. Gene Ontology annotation, cellular component: kinetochore; centrosome; kinesin complex. The record is from RefSeq and is a predicted model, not a curated record. Lineage: Eukaryota; Metazoa; Arthropoda; Insecta; Diptera; Drosophilidae.